GUACGCUGCCAUUCUAGGAUGUGUAUGCCUUCGAUUAAAAUGUCCUCCAUCGUUUAAAAUAUAAACUUUUGACGUAAACAUUUGUAUUUAAAUGUUUACCUUUGAGGAUAAUGAAUGAAAAGUCAAACAAAUCCCGCUUAAAUUAUUAAUUGAAGUAUACAUAUUUUUACGAUUGGUAAAAUGUUUGUUCACAUGAUGUCCACUUGCUGCAAUGGAGGGAAAUAUCACGCUAAACAAACAAACAAACAUACGCAGUCACCUGUGCGUCUCCUGGAAACGGUUUGUUGUUCCCUCAAAAGGUGGCAUCUUUAUUUAUUCAUGGAGCCCAAGAACUGACCUAUUACUUUUGUUGGGAUGGUUGUUUUGUCCUGUUGAUUUUCAAGCAUCUGGAAAGAUGAACGCGCCGCCAGUGGAUUUGUCUUUCAGAAAUAUCGAGAAUUUGAGAGACUCAUGGUCAGAAAAGCCCAGCAAAGUCCCGCGAAGUCUGAAGAAAGAUUCCCAAAGAAAGUACCUCAGUUGUUCUCUGCGACUUAACAACAACAACAUCAGUGAUCUGGAUGCCCUCCAAAGCACCAUCGGCCAUUUCCUUGCUGAGCCGCUGAAGAUAGCUUGGCUGGACCUUUCAUUUAAUAAGAUCAGAACCAUUCAUAGAGUUUUGUGUGAGUUGUCUGAGCUUCGGGUGUUAAAUCUUCAUGGCAACAAUAUUUUUAUAUUGUCCGAAGUGGACAGACUUGGAGGGCUGCCACAUCUGCACACCGUCACUCUUCACGGAAAUGCUAUUGAAGGACACAGAGGGUACAGGAGUUAUGUGAUUUCAGCUCUUCCACACAUCAGGAAGAUGGACUUCAGUGCUGUGACGCCUGAUGAGCGAAUGAUGGCAAACAUCUGGCAUCAGAGGCGAAGAAGGAUGAUCAGCAAUAAAACCUUCCAGUGAUGGGAUAAUCUGAAUUGAAUGUUGAAUGAAUAAGGUAUUUGUGUAUAGUUUUUCAUGUUUAACUGAAACCAGCUCAGCAUUGUGGAACAUUUUUGUAGCUAUGAUAAUACAAUACAUACAUAAAUCAUGUAGAAUUACAUAUUUAACAAAUUAAUAAAACAGAAAAAUGAAUGAUUACAAUAAAGCUCAAGCAAGAAUCAGCUAAAUGUGACAGAUAAUCCCUUCAAGAGUAGCUAAAGGGUUUCAUCCAAAGAGUAUCCUGGUUACAGCUUUACAUUUAAAGAACAAAAAGAAGAGAAAAAAAAUAAUGAUGUUUGCAAAAAGGUCUAGAAUCAUCAAUGUUGGUACAAACACCAACAUCUCUGUCACAUGCUGCUGUGGCUACUUUCUGAUUCAUAUGAAUCACUCUUGUUACAAUCUGCAGCCCAAAAGCUUCUGUUUAAAAGACGAAUCAAGAUCUUGAAAGUGUUGAUGUUUAAAAGGUUAUCAAAUCUCGAAACUCAGUUUGAAAUGCAGUGUGGGACAAAAUUGAUAAAAAUCAGCUGAAUAUUCAAAAAUGUAAUUCAUUUGUUAAACUUCGUCCAUGGUUUAAAAUUUGUUUUAAAUGCUUAAGUGUGGCCAUGUUAUCCAUAAAAAGUUAAAUACAAAUUUGAAUACUGCUCUGAAAUUGUUUAUCAAUGUGGCAAGUCUGUUUAACAUUCAUUCAUUCAUAUCUGUUAUCCAUUAGUUUUGCCUGGUGUAGAUCGGAAGAGGAGACGUGCCAGUGCAGGGUGUUGGUACAGGAUUGACAAAACUGGUGAUGAUGGAACCAUCAUUACAUGAUGCGACAAUUAGCAGUCCAAAGCAGAGAUAAGCAAAACUGAGGCUGAAUAAAGGGCAAAAAUAAACAAAGACUGGUCAAAGUCAGGCAAAGUUCAGUGAUGACUCUUUCAUGUACGUGGGUUCCAAAUGUUUUCAAAUUUAUGGUACAUUCCUGCCAGAUUAAGUUGAAGUUUUUCUGAUUUUAGAAAGUAGAACACACCUUUGAUCCACAAUGUUAUAUGCGGGUGAGGAUGAACAUUUCCACUGAAGCAAUAUUCUUCUUCUGGCCAGUACAGUUGCGAAUGCUAUUGCAUCUUUUUUAUUUGAUGAUUUUUUAUUUUACUGCAACAUGUCGUGGAUCCGCAGCUGUAAUCUGCAAAAUAUGAUACAGUAUAAUUGCAUAUUUUUUUCAAUUUGUGCCCUACUUCACUUCUCCAGAUCACUGUGCUUUUCUUUUCGUUUUUCCAGACGAUCUUGCAAGUGCUUGAUAAAUGACUCUAUGAUUGGUGACAUUUGCCAUUAGUGUGAAACAUACAAUGAACAAUAAAAGAAAAUAAAUCUAGUAAAAUUAGUUGUCCAAUUUCAAUGCCAACGGGAGAUACUUCUUUGCUCGAUCAAUGCAAUAUCAGCUCCCUCUCCAGUGCAUCUAUUAAAUCUUGUUCCUUAGUCAUCUCACGUUUUAUCUACUGUAGCUGAAAUGUUGGAGUAUCCAUGAUGUCUUGAACAGAAGACACGCUGUGAGAAUAAAAAGACUGAGUUGAUUCUGGCUGUCACAGACAGGUUUAAAACAGACUGCCUUUCAAAGUCAAUUUUAAAUUGUUUAUUUUAUUUCUUUUCAACAGACUGCUCACUGAAGUAGUGACAUGUAUUUCAAGAUACACAAAACCAUUCUUUACGAUAUUAAAAGGUAAUGUGUUGAGUGAAUGCCCUUUUGCCACAUCAUUAAUAGCUAAAAUCUUGCUCUUAUUAUGGUUCAAUUUAUCACCGGAAAUUGGUGAAUUUUAUUUUAUAUUAUCUGAUAGCACACUGGACUGCAUCUGAUCUGAUAUUCAAAUUUCUGAAACAGACACACAAUCUAUCAGUAAAUGAGGAUAACCAAGACAUUUUACAGUGUGACAUGCACCACAGCCCUCCCCAAAGUUAAAAAAAAAAAAAGAGUGGCAUCCUUCAGAAAUCCUAUGAUCCAUGAAUAUGUGCGGAGCCCUCUAACGGCCACAUCGAGGCACUGCCUGCAUAUGACAGAAUUGGUUGCCAACUUCAGCUACCCCUCCCAACACUGGCAUUAUUACUGGCCUAUUCGCUGUGGCCUCUCCUGAUACAACUGUAACAGACUGCGUGUGUUAUUUCCUUCAGUAUUAAUUUGGAGGCUAAAUUGUGUCUUGGAGGGGAAGAGAUUUGCCCCGAAUAAGGUGUGUGGUGUGACGCUGGUGGGCCUGUGUGUUUUUGGAUUGUUGGUUCUGGUGUGAAUAAAAUGCUGGUGACCCGGUACUAUACCGUGAACUAUUUUGGACUCUUCUGCCUGCUUCUUCCGCUCAACAUUGAAACCGCUCGGCGACACAACUAUCAGCAAACUAGGGACUAAGAAUCAGUAGCAAGGCAAUAUGUAUUUCAAAG
Messenger RNA from Synchiropus splendidus (mandarinfish), 3349 nucleotides. It is a transcript of the gene lrrc51, whose product is annotated as leucine rich repeat containing 51. Gene Ontology annotation, molecular function: protein binding. The transcript is spliced from 5 exons. Lineage: Eukaryota; Metazoa; Chordata; Actinopteri; Syngnathiformes; Callionymidae. The record is from RefSeq and is a predicted model, not a curated record. Bases 212 to 934 code for a protein of 240 amino acids.